Peromyscus leucopus (white-footed mouse) is the source of this 3661-nucleotide messenger RNA. RefSeq names its product bone morphogenetic protein 7 (gene Bmp7). Gene Ontology annotation, biological process: SMAD protein signal transduction. Bases 530 to 1822 code for a protein of 430 amino acids. Lineage: Eukaryota; Metazoa; Chordata; Mammalia; Rodentia; Cricetidae. Gene Ontology annotation, cellular component: extracellular region. The record is from RefSeq and is a predicted model, not a curated record. The transcript is spliced from 7 exons. Gene Ontology annotation, molecular function: growth factor activity; cytokine activity.
GGCCCCAGCGCGCACCACUCUGGGGCUCCCGAGGCGGCUAGAGGGAGAUCCGGGGCGCGCAGGGCUGGAGCAGCGACCCGGGGCCCCUGUUCUGGGAGCGGGAAGUCGGAAGAGGGUUUGUAGCCGGUGCCCGCAGGCCUGGGCGCUACCCGAGCCAGAGAAGGGAGCGAGGGCUCGCUCAGCUGCCUCCCCGGCACUCACUCUCCGGACUCCAAGGUCUGCAAGGCUGCUGCUCCUCCCAUCCCGGCCCGCCUCCUCGCUCUUUCCACAGCUCUCCGGAGCUGCUGUGCUAACCCUGCGGUGCGUCCCGGCGAGUGCGGGCCGAGGGGCCCCGCGCCAGGGCUGAGCAGAAGACAGAGGCGUCCCGGGCAGAGCGCAGCCGGCCGGGGAGUGGCCAUGUGUGGCAAGGCCGCGGCGAAACUAGUCUCCAGCGAGUGAUCUCGCGUCGUGGACCGCUGCCCUGCCCCCUCCGCUGCCACCUGGGGCGGCGCGGGCCCCGGUGCCCCGGAUCGCGCGUAGAGCCGGCGAGAUGCACGUGCGCUCGCUGCGCGCCACGGCGCCACACAGCUUCGUGGCUCUCUGGGCGCCUCUGUUCUUGUUGCGCUCCGCCCUAGCCGACUUCAGCCUGGACAACGAGGUGCACUCGAGCUUCAUCCACCGGCGCCUCCGCAGCCAGGAGCGGCGGGAGAUGCAGAGGGAGAUCCUGUCCAUCUUGGGCUUGCCCCAUCGCCCGCGCCCGCACCUCCAAGGAAAGCAUAACUCGGCGCCCAUGUUCAUGUUGGACCUAUACAACGCCAUGGCGGUGGAGGAGAGCGGGCCCGACGGCCAGGGCUUCUCCUACCCCUACAAGGCCGUCUUCAGUACCCAGGGUCCCCCUUUAGCCAGCCUGCAGGACAGCCACUUUCUCACCGACGCCGACAUGGUCAUGAGCUUCGUCAACCUCGUGGAACAUGACAAGGAAUUCUUCCACCCCCGCUACCACCAUCGAGAGUUUCGGUUUGAUCUUUCCAAGAUCCCCGAGGGCGAAGCAGUGACUGCGGCUGAAUUCCGGAUCUAUAAGGACUACAUCCGGGAGCGAUUUGACAACGAGACCUUCCAGAUCAGAGUCUACCAGGUGCUCCAGGAGCACUCAGGCAGGGAGUCGGACCUCUUCUUGCUGGACAGCCGUACCCUCUGGGCUUCUGAGGAGGGCUGGCUGGUGUUUGACAUCACAGCCACCAGCAACCACUGGGUGGUCAACCCACGGCACAACCUGGGCCUGCAGCUCUCCGUGGAGACCCUGGAUGGGCAGAGCAUCAACCCCAAGUUGGCGGGCCUGAUUGGGCGGCACGGACCCCAGAACAAGCAACCCUUCAUGGUGGCCUUCUUCAAGGCCACAGAGGUCCAUCUACGUAGCAUCCGGUCCACUGGGGGCAAGCAGCGCAGUCAGAACCGCUCCAAGACGCCCAAGAACCAAGAGGCCCUGAGGAUGGCCAGUGUGGCAGAAACCAGCAGCAGUGACCAGAGGCAAGCCUGCAAGAAACAUGAGCUGUAUGUCAGCUUCCGAGACCUCGGCUGGCAGGACUGGAUCAUCGCGCCUGAAGGCUAUGCUGCCUACUACUGUGAGGGGGAGUGUGCCUUCCCUCUGAACUCCUACAUGAAUGCCACCAACCACGCCAUUGUCCAGACACUGGUUCACUUCAUCAACCCGGACACGGUACCUAAGCCUUGCUGUGCACCCACCCAGCUCAACGCUAUAUCUGUCCUGUACUUUGACGACAGCUCCAAUGUCAUCCUGAAGAAGUACCGGAACAUGGUGGUCCGGGCCUGCGGCUGCCACUAGCCUCUUCUGAGAGCCUGACCCUUUGGGGCCACGUUGUUCCAGAUCUGUGGUGUCUCACCUUUAGUCUCUCACUGCCCACCUUGGCGAGAAGCGAACAGAUCAGCCACCUCUCCUGAGCCUUCCCCUCACCUCCCCAACUGGAAAUACGUAAGGCAUGAGAAACCUGAGCACCCGGUGGCUGGCAAGCAGGCUUUAAUUCUGGCACAUUAUGGGCAAGAUCCUACAAGCUGCCACAGGCAACAUCCAGCAGGAAAAAUGCCUUCCACGAAUGAGACUGUUGGCCACAUGGCCCCUGUGGCGCUCUGUGAGUCCUUGAGGGCUAAUUGCAAGUGUCCUUCAGCCAGGCCAUCCGCCGCAGCAGGAGGAAAGGCCUAACCAGGGUGAGCGCUUACGUCUGUGCUGAAGAAAAACCAGGCAGAAGUCCCUGUAACAACAUGUCACAAUAAAACCCGUGAAUGAAAAUGGUUAGGAUGUUACAGAUAUAUUUUCCUAAACAAUUUAUCCCCGUUCCUUGGUUUAUUCUGACUUCAUAAACAGAAGCCGGGGCCUGUGGAGGCUGGGGAGGCCCCCUCCUUUUCAUUUGGUUUCCUUCUGAGGCUGCAGGGCCCAGUGUUUACCCAAAACUGCCCAAAUCCACCGUGUAGGGAGGGGAAGGAGGGAUGUCUGCUCAGAAGAGGCCAGGGAGUACUGGCCUCAAAGAGGUAUGUUGGGGUGGAGAAGGAGGGAGGCACACACGCACGCACGCACGCACACACGCACGCAUGAAACACACACACACACACACACACACACACACACACACACAGACACAGCUCUGCCAACCCCUCGGCCCCAAUUCUGCCCUGUGCUAGGAACCAAUGAGGAAAUUCAAAGUAACAAGACAGAGGGUGGGAAAGCUUGCACUCCACCCCUAUGUGAGGAAGCACGGGGUGCCCAAAGCCCACGGGUGCAGGUAUUCGGGGCAGUGUCCCAUAAAUAAGGCCUCUCUGGUCACACACCAUAUGGCUGCCGUUCCUCACUCUCAACCUCUGUCAGAAGGCCCUGCAACAAAUUGGUUCCUCAGUUUGAGGGAGACUGGGUUCAGGGUUACACUGGACUUAGAGGCACCCUCCUAACCACGCUUCCUGCCCCAGGUGGCAUUUCUGUCAUGGCUCAAGCGAGCCCACUCUACCUGGGUCUGUGAUGCCCUAACCAUCAUGCACCAGCUCCUAGCUUCAAAUGCAAGGCUGUGGCAAGGCCUGGACUGUCUGCCAAUGUUUCCUGCAUCCACACAAAGAAUGGGGUUAGCCAGGUGGGACCCAUGGCCCUGUAGCGUCUGGUCACGUGGGGAACCAGUUCUCUAUGUCUGUGAUUCUAGAAACACUGGGUUCUCUUCUGUUAUUAUUAUUAUUUUUUUAAAAUUUUUCUUCUUCAGUAGCUUGGGCUGCAGCCUCCACUCUGCCUGGUCAAUGGAGGAAAGAACAUUUCUUCUUGUAAUUUGUUUUGUGUGUUGGCAGAUCUGGGGCUUUGUGUGUGACUCCCUCAUGGUACACAUUUUACUACUCAUGGCCCUAGUCCGCCCGCAGUCAGUGUCUUUUGUACAUUUAAAUGUGUAAAUAAUUGUGACAAGACAAAGAAAUUAUUUAUUUCCAUCUGAAGUUCUUCAGGCUCCUCAUGGAGGACAAUGGGGUCGCUUUCCUUCCAUCUGUUUGUUUUCUUAUUUAAGACUAUUUAUUAACAGCCGGACCGAUGUACCCAUAGCUGUGGAAUAAAGUGGUCCUUAGUGGAAAAUCUGUAUAGAUAGAGGAAAAAGGGGUUUGACUUUGCAAUAAAAGGAGACGUUUGGUUCUGGUUGUCAGA